ACUACCGCGCCAGCUGCCGAGCCGCCGAGAGCCCCGCUCCACCAGUGCUGCCGGGAUGCCCCUCCUGCUGGCACUACUCCUGCUGGCCACCGCCACUUGCCCCGUGCGAGGCCAAGUCACCACCAUUGAGUAUGAGCCUGCAAUCACUGCCCUGGCGCUGGAAGGGAACAUCACUUCUUCCACCUUCGUCCUGGAGCAGCCCCGCUGUGUCUUCAACAAGACUGUUAGCGACACCGAUGAGAUCUGGUUGGUGGUUUCCCUCAGUAGCGCGAUAUCCAGUUUCACCAGACCCACCUCCCUGCAAAGCCUCCCUUCCUUCCAGAAGUUCCCAGAGAACCCCCAGUACAUGACCAUGGGCACCUCCUCCUUCAACUACCCAUGUGAAAAGAGCUCGGGCCAGAUCACGGUGCUGCGCGUCGGGAACGAAACCGGGUGCGUUUCGGACACAUCAAGACCAGAUUGCAACGGCCCCCUGCCUGGCCCGGGGCCCUACAGAGUGAAGUUCCUUGCGAUGAGUCCUGCAACUGGCCCCAAGGCCGAGACAAAGUGGUCAGCCCCGAUCACGCUGAAAACAGGGAAGGACCCUGCCCGCAUUGACACCUGGCCCGGAAGGCGCAGCGCUGGUAUGAUCGUCAUCACCACCAUCCUCUCCAUCCUCCUGGCCAUCCUGCUGGCCUGCUUCAUCGCCGCGCUGGUCUAUGGAUGUUCGGACAUCUCCGAGAGCAUGGAGAUAAUGGACAAGCAGGACCCGGUGACAGUGAAGAGGUACAACACCCACCAUAUCUACGACCAGCCUGCGUUCAAGAACUGAGGCCCUCCCGCGAGACAGCCACCCCCUGCUACAACCCCGUCCCAUCACGCGGGAGCUCCUCGGCCGACUCUCCGGCCCAACCUGUGUGCGCCGGGAACAGCACUGGGAGAGGAGGGGACCCAGGGGCAGUGAUCCGGGGUGGAUCUCCCCCGCCUCUCCGCAGUACUAGUGCCAGUAGCACCCUUCCCCCUGCCCCUGCCAGGUUGUUUCUGCUCCCUCCCCUCCUCUCUCUGCUGCAUUCGUGAGCCGAGCUGAGUCCCAAGGCCCAGACCCAAAUACUCCAGUCCCAAGCUGCAGACUCGGAACCAGGUCCUCCUCCUAGUGCUGAUUCUCCGAUCACCCUGACCUUCCGGGGGGAGAUUUGACGUUGGCGUCUGUCUCUUGGGCUCGGGCGCUGUGUCAAGGACCCAGUAGCCUGGGGCCAGCGAUAUUUCCAAGCGUGCGGUACUUGAACCCAGGGGGCAGUGGGUCUCUCUGGCUGCAGAGGGUCAUCCUCCGGGCUGGAAGCCACUCCUAAUCCCCUGCUUGCUGCCCAUGUCUGAAUCCAGCCGGCCACGUUCCCUGGCUGCCCCGAUGUCCGCUGGGGGCCACGUCCGUGCCACCAAUUUUGGUGCACCCUUUCCGAUGGGAGAGCGCUAGCCCGCCUGGACUGUGUAUGGUCCUGUGUGAUCAGACAGGCUCAGCCCAGACAAUAAGGAUCCCCUUGCAGAGUCCACUCCAGCCAGGCAUGGAAAUCCAGACCGGGAGAUAAUGGGGGCUCUCACAGGUGAGGCGCAUUAACUCCCCCGAGGAAGUGUUAGCCUUAAAGUGGGGAGGCUUCCCCUGGUUGCGGGGCCUCUGGGAAUAACAGAGAAGCUGGACUGGAUUUCCACGUGCUGUGGGAAUGGAUUCGGCCUGCCGUUUGUAGGAUCCUCAUUCAGGUACCUUAACCCCCACUUUAAAAGGGUUUUGGGGGGUGGGAGGGGUAGCCUCCCUGCACCCUGGAAUUUCACUGGGUCUCGGGCCCCUCACUCCCCUCUGUGCUUUGGGAAAUCCCAGCCAGCGUUCCCAGGGAGGCAGAGGCCAGGCCCGUGCAGCAGGGCCAGUCCCCGUUUGCUUUUUCAA
Molecule: messenger RNA, 1915 nt
Organism: Trachemys scripta elegans
Lineage: Eukaryota; Metazoa; Chordata; Testudines; Emydidae
Product: uroplakin-3b-like
Exons: 6
Coding region: 56-811 (251 amino acids)
Source: RefSeq, a predicted model, not a curated record